GGUGUGCGGUCGCCGUGAUCAACUUGUGUGAACUGCAACGGUGCCUUUGACCUAAGCAGCGAAGCAGAAAACGGCCGAACAUUUAUUAAUUGUGCGUCACAACUCCAUUACGGAGGGUUUGCAUCGAACGUUCUAUGUUGGAACUCCCAGCGCAAGUGACUGUGCCUUUUACUAUCCUCACGUUGGUCUUUACUUCCGCGCUCCGCCUCUUUGAUGGCGGCGUCCUAGAUAGCAGAAACCAGAGCGCAGAAGCUAGCGAAAAAACUGUGCCAGAAAUAGGAAAGUUCCUCCAAGGCAUCAUCUAAGAGCAAUGGAUAAGGCGAAACAAGGAGAGCCAACAUCCCACAACAGCCACGGUCUAAAGCCGGCCAGCGUUGACUCGUUGGAAGGUUCCGAAAGUGGCUCACUAAACUCCAAACUCGGCCCGCGGUCGGUGGGCAGCCACAGCUCCCAUUCGCCGUCCAAGUCGCUCUGCUCGUCAUCUUCAACAUCCACGGAAAACAUGCAACUCACGCAGGAGCUCAAGAUGCGAGAAGUGUCCAAGGUGACAAAGACGCAAGAGCCUCCUUUGCUUCCUGGAGAACAGCCACACGUCGUUCAGAAAGCACGAGAUGUCACCUACCUGUGUCCAUUUCAAGGCCCCAUUCGUGGCUGUCUCUUCAUCACUAACUACAAGCUGUACUUUCGCAGUGUUGAGAAGAAUUCCCGCUCCAAACAGUUCACUGAGCCGCGGUUCACACUGGAAGUCCCGCUUGGCGUCGUGAGUCGCAUCGAGAAGGUUGGCUAUGCGUCGAGUCGCGGAGAGAAUGCAUACGGCAUUGAGCUCUUCUGCAAGGACCUGCGCAGCUUGAAGUUUGCCCACAAGCAGGAAAACCACUCGCGGCGAGACAUCUUUGACAAACUGCACAAGCUGGCCUUCCCGCUCUCCAACAACCUGCCAUUGUUUGCCUUUGAGUACGGUGGCCGGUACUCUGUGAAUGGCUGGGCCGUGUACGACCCGUUGGCUGAAUACCGACGUCAGGGCCUGCCCACUGAAAGCUGGCGGCUGAGCCGUGCAAACGAGAACUACCAGCUGUGUGACACCUAUCCCGCCAUUCUAGCCGUUCCAGCUGCAGCUGACGACAGUCUCUUGGAAGCCGUGGCUAGUUUUCGAAGCCGGGGUCGCAUUCCGGUGCUGUCCUGGAUCCACCCAGAGGGACAGGCAACCAUAACUCGUUGUAGUCAACCCAAUGUUGGCGUGAGCGGCAAGCGCAGCACAGAAGACGAGAGCUACCUGCAGAUGAUCAUGGACGCCAAUGCACAUUCGCAUAAGCUCUUCAUAAUGGAUGCUCGACCUAGCGUGAAUGCUGUGGCCAACAAGGCAAAGGGUGGUGGCUACGAGAGCGACGAGGCAUACCGGUGCACCGAGCUGUGCUUCUUGGACAUACACAACAUCCACGUGAUGCGGGAGAGCCUGCGCAAGCUCAAGGAGACCUGCUUCCCUAGUGCAGCAGACGAGUCCCGCUGGCUUUCUGCGCUCGAGGCCACCCACUGGCUGCAACAUGUGCGUGCCGUGCUGGCUGGGGCUCUGCGUGUUGCGCACCGCCUCGAAGGGGCCAAGGGGUCGGUGCUGGUGCACUGCUCGGAUGGGUGGGACCGCACCGCACAGCUCACCAGUCUGGCCAUGCUCAUGCUUGACCCUUACUACCGCACCAUUCGAGGCUUCGAAGUGCUCAUUGAGAAGGAGUGGCUCAGCUUUGGCCACAAGUUUGCUCAGCGAAUUGGCCAUGGAGAUGACAAGCACUCUGAUGCAGACCGGUCACCUGUUUUUCUACAAUUCAUUGACUGCGCAUGGCAGAUCAUGAACCAAUUUAAGAAUGCUUUUGAAUUCAACGAGCACUUCCUCAUCACCAUCCUGGAUCACCUCUACAGCUGCCUGUUUGGUACAUUCCUUUACAACUCGGAGCAGCAGAGAGUUAAAGAGACUGUGCGUGAACGAACCCAGUCGCUGUGGUCGAUGGUGAACAGCAACAUUGAGGAGUACACCAACCCAUUGUAUGCUAGCUACCCGCAGCAGCAUGUCUUGUUUCCGGUGGCCAGCCUGCGCCGUAUCCAGCUCUGGAAAGGCUACUACUGUCGCUGGAACCCACGCAUGCGCCUUCAGGAACCAGUGCAGGUGCGCAGCCGGGAACUCCUGCAAUUGCGUGCACAACUGCAAAGGCAGCUGGAAGAACUGAAGAAGGAGCACGAAUCCAAGGUGUCUCGCAUCCCACCAAGAGUCUCAUCACCCAUCACCGUUUAGCUGCUGUAGCUGUGAAUGCUGCGUUGUACAUACUCAGGCUUUCAUGGAGAAGCUUUGAAAACUUGAAUAGCACUUUCCUACACCUCGGACAAGCCGCUUAUGUGUUUGUUAAAACUGUUGCCAAUAUGUUGUUGGCUCAGUGUUGCACAGGGUUGCGUUAAUUACCUCCUCAUGAACUUACACUUUGCUGGGCUUCUUACCUCUCUGGUUAUAUGAAGUGCAGACACUUUUCUAAAAUUUGUAUAAGCCACAUCAUUUGCUAUUAUCAGCUGUUACGUAGUGUAAACCUUAGUGAAACAUGGCGCUCGUGUUCUGGUGAUAUGGGGGUCCUGUGUAUCGUAAUAUAUAAUUUUAUUACUCUUUUUCUCCGCGUACAUUUAUGUCUAUGCAUUUUAUUUGAUAAAUAAGAAACCGUGUUGAACAAUAGCUUGUGAUUUUGUGAUAUAUGUUUUUAUUCACUUGUAACUACAGUCUGGUGUUUACAGUUUCAAUUGUUGUUUUUAGUGAUGUGUUAUUUAUCCCUGUCUCAAAACACAGUUCUGAAUUUUUUGUUUGCAGUAAUUACUGACAUAAAUGUUUAUCAAGACACUGA
Messenger RNA from Dermacentor andersoni, 2873 nucleotides. It is a transcript of the gene mtm, whose product is annotated as phosphatidylinositol-3-phosphate phosphatase. NCBI's taxonomy places the organism in Eukaryota, Metazoa, Arthropoda, Arachnida, Ixodida, Ixodidae. The record is from RefSeq and is a predicted model, not a curated record. Gene Ontology annotation, cellular component: membrane; cytoplasm. Gene Ontology annotation, biological process: phosphatidylinositol dephosphorylation. Gene Ontology annotation, molecular function: phosphatidylinositol-3-phosphate phosphatase activity; phosphatidylinositol-3,5-bisphosphate 3-phosphatase activity.